UUGGGGACCGACCCAAACUCGCACACCUCCCCCACCUGCCCUGCUCCCAGAAAAUUUGCCGGCGUUGUUGCUGGGACCCGACAGUCUGCGGGGUGGCUGCGGGGCUCUGUUCCACCGGCUCGCCAGCUCACCCUGCUCUGUCCGGUUGUGCUGGUCCGAGGCGGCCUGAUUCAGAAUGACCUUGCACGGCUCUAGAUUCCCGUGGCUCUUCAAGAUGACCGUCUUCCUCUUAGGAGCUGCUGGCUUGGUUUUGUUUAUGCACAGAGGGGUGGACCUUCACGAAAAGUUCAGCUUCCACCCAGAGCUCCCUCGUCCUGCUCAGGCUGUCCACCUGCCGAAGCUUCUACCUGAGAAACAUCUCAGGGACCUCUUCACCUACGAUGGAGUCUGGCUGUUCCCGAAGAACCAGUGCCAGUGUGAAACCAAACCCCGGGGUUACCGCUUUCAGGAUGGCUACAGCCGGACAGACCUCCCUGCCGUGAAGGCGAGGAGACAGGCUGAAUUUGAACACUUUCAGAGGAGGGAAGGGCUGCCACGCCCACCGCCGCUGCUGGCUCCGCCCAACCUCCCCUUCGGGUACCCGGUGCACGGGGUGGAGGUGAUGCCCCUGCAUACUGUUCCUAUCCCAGGUCUCCAGUUUGAUGGACCCAACGCCACCAUCUACAAGGUCACCCUGACUGCUUCUCUGGGGACAUUCCACACCCUCGUUGACAUCCCAGACAGUGUGGUGCAGGGCAGAGGUCAGAAGCGGCUGACCAUUUCCACCAGGGACCGGACGCUGUUGAAUUUCAUCCUCCAGCACGUGACCUACACCAGCACGGUGUACCAGCGCCACAAGGUGGACGUGGUGAGUCUGGAGUCCAAGUCCUCAGUGGCCAAGUUCCCAGUGACCAUCCGCCAUCCUGUCCUCCCCAAGUUAUAUGACCCUGGACCAGAGAGGAAACUCAGAGACCUGGUGACUAUUGCCACCAAAACUUUCCUCCGUCCCCACAAGCUCAUGGCCAUGCUCCGGAGUCUUCGUGAGUAUUACCCAGACUUGACUGUGAUCGUGGCUGAUGACAGCAAGGAACCUCUGAAGAUUAAUGACAGCCGCGUGGAAUACUACCUCAUGCCCUUUGGGAAGGGCUGGUUUGCUGGCAGGAACUUGGCCAUAUCCCAGGUCACCACCAAAUACGUUCUCUGGGUGGACGAUGACUUUCUCUUCAACAACAAGACCAAGAUUGAGACGCUAGUGGAUGUCCUGGAGAAAACGGAGCUGGAUGUGGUAGGCGGCAGUGUGCUUGGAAAUGUGUUCCAGUUCAAGCUGUUGCUGGAGCAGAGUGAGCAUGGCGACUGUCUUCACCGGAGGGUAGGAUCUUUCCGGCCCGUGGAUGGCUUCCCCACCUGCGUGGUGACCAGCGGCGUCGUCAACUUCUUCCUGGCCCACACAGACCGGCUGCUGAGAGUUGGCUUCGACCCCCGCCUGCAACGCGUGGCUCAUUCAGAGUUCUUUAUCGAUGGGCUCGGGAGCCUGCUCGUGGGGUCCUGCCCAGACGUGAUUAUAGGUCACCAGGCCCACACGUCACAGGUGGACCCGGAGCUGGCUGCCCUGGAGAAGACCUACAGUAAAUACCGGACCAACACCAAUGCCCAAAUCCAGUUCAAGCAGGCUCUCCACUACUUCAAGAACCACCUCCAGUGCUCCACAUAAAGGUGUCCAGACAUCGGAAAAGCAUCAGGACCGUCCUGAAGACGGCGUGAAGUCACUGACGCACACCAACAUCCUCAUCUGUUCCGGCCAUUUCCUGUUCUUGAUAUUCUACAGUCUUGAGGAACAGUCUGUGUUCCAGAUACCAGCAACGGUUUCAGGAUCACCAGCUUCCCCGAAGGUCACUGCUCCCUACCCCAGCUCUCCUGCACGAUGCUGCGUCUAAUCACCUUCAUGGAGGAUUCGCAUCUGCAUAUACUUCUUUUUCUUAAUCUUUUGCUGGGGUGCUCCAACUGCCUUUAUAGCCUUCGGUCUUCCUGCUCCAGCUUCCAACAAGUCUUCUGUAUAAAAUCUACAUUUCUCAUCCUCCUUUAAGGUUUACUGGGAGCUUGCCAAGGUUUUUAUCAUGUAAUUGAGUAAUCUGCGUAACUACAUGUCUAUUUCCUCUCCUAUGCGCUUGGAGAAAGACCCCUGCUCUCUGCAUAUAAAGACUCAGAAGGUGUUACUCACAAAAGGGGGGAAAAAAGGGAUACAUUUGAUAUGACCAAAAUGAAAAUCUUCUGCUAAUCAAAAGGCACAAUUACAAAAGUG
Phyllostomus discolor (pale spear-nosed bat) is the source of this 2278-nucleotide messenger RNA. RefSeq names its product beta-1,4-N-acetyl-galactosaminyltransferase 2 (gene B4GALNT2). Bases 176 to 1690 code for a protein of 504 amino acids. The transcript has 12 exons. The record is from RefSeq and is a predicted model, not a curated record. Gene Ontology annotation, cellular component: Golgi membrane. NCBI's taxonomy places the organism in Eukaryota, Metazoa, Chordata, Mammalia, Chiroptera, Phyllostomidae. Gene Ontology annotation, biological process: UDP-N-acetylgalactosamine metabolic process; UDP-N-acetylglucosamine metabolic process. Gene Ontology annotation, molecular function: hexosyltransferase activity.